GGUGUUUCCCCUGUUCCUGAGAAAACCCCAAAUUAGAGCGGAGAAGCAGACGACUGUCAUGGAUGAUUCCAAGAUUAAAGAACUCAAGCUCUUCGUCGAGAGCUGCCAAUCCGACCCUUCAAUCCUCCAUAGCCCAUCUCUAGGUUUCUUCAAAACCUUUCUCCAAAGCCUCGGCGCCAAAAUCCCACCAACAUCAACAUCGAAUGGCGAAAAUGGACAUACAUUCAACGAAGACAUUAUCGAGUCUGACCUCGAAUUAGAUGAUUCUGAUGUUGUAAAGCCCGACAUUGACCCUCCACAAAAGAUGGGAGACCUCUCGAUUGAAGUUACAGAUGAAAACCGUGAUCUUGCACAAACACUGAAGUCAAAAGCUAUCGAUGCAAUCUCUCAAGGUAAACUUGAUGAAGCCAUUGAACACCUGACCGAAGCUAUUAUGCUGAAUCCAAGUUCAGCCAUAUUAUAUGCAACUAGAGCUAGUGUUUAUGUCAAACUACAAAAACCAAAUGCUGCGAUCCGAGAUGCUGAUGUGGCUUUACAGGUCUCAAAAGGCUAUAAAAUGCGUGGAAUUGCUAGGGCUAUGCUUGGUCUUUGGGAAGAAGCAGCAUAUGAUCUGGGUAUAGCAUCAUCAUUAGAUUAUGAUGAUGAGAUUGGUUCACUUCUUAAAAAGAUUGAACCUAAUGUUCACAAGAUCAAAGAGCAUAGACGCAAGUAUGAAAGAUUAAGGAAAGUUAAAGCAAAUGAACGCGAAAGGCAAAAAUCACAGCCUAAAACUGAGGACAUGCAUACUCCAGCUCAAACUAAUGGUGAAGUAGUUGCUAUUCACAAAGCAAUUGAGUUGGAAACAAGGUUGACUGCUUCUUCAAGGUCAAACCAACUAGUGAUUCUGUACUUCACAGCAACAUGGUGUGGGCCCUGCAGAUUCAUGGCUCCUCUUUAUGCAAAAUUGGCAGAAACACCGAAAAGUUGUGUUCUUGAAAAUUGACAUUGAUGAAGUCAGAGAUGUAGCUGCACAAUGGAAUAUCAACAGUGUUCCAUCCUUCUUUUUUACUAAAAAUGGAAAGGAGAUUGAUAAAGUUGUUGGGGCUGAUAAAACUUCACUGGAAUCAAAGAUAGCUAAGUAUGCUUCUGCAUGAGUUUAGUUUUAGACUCUUGAAACGGUGUGUGUAGAAAGUAGAAACUUGUUUUUCUUUACUUUAAAGUGUCAUAGUUGGUGAGUGUGAUAUAUGGAUCUUGCACAUAUCUUAUUAAGUUUUUUGAAAUCUUUUCUGGGAC
Molecule: messenger RNA, 1272 nt
Organism: Lactuca virosa
Lineage: Eukaryota; Viridiplantae; Streptophyta; Magnoliopsida; Asterales; Asteraceae
Source: the annotation of a GenBank genome assembly